AUGUCGAACCUCCCAGGUGAUAUCGUUUUCCGCAUACUAUCGACGUUCCCUCCAGAAUCAACAUGCAGAUUCAGGUGCAUUUGCAAACACUGGUACAACUCAUUCGAUCCCCAUUAUUUUAUGGAAAGUCGUCCUAAACACAGUAUCACAAAGUCAUCAUCAAACUUUGAAAAUAACCAGCAUGAGUCUGUUAAGUUGAUUUCUCCAUUCAAAGAUACAAACCGUCUGAAUGUUGAGAUUGUUGGUUCUUGUGAUGGUUUGAUAUUGUUGAAAGUUUCUUGCAAUGGUUGGUUUUCAAAGAAAAGCUAUAGAGAUUUUCAGACGGAGACUCACUGGCUUUGGAAUCCAAGUACAGAAGAGUUGAAAGAAAUAUUAAAUCCACAAAUUAUAUAUGGACGAAAGUAUCAAGGAAGUUACGUCUAUAUAUCCAGUGUUACAUAUGCGGUUGGUUAUAAUUCGAAUACCAAUGAUCACACGAUUGUGGUAGCUAUCUGUUUUGGUAGUAAUAAUAUUUGUCAUGGUUGCAAAAUUCAGGUUUAUACAUCAGAAUCGAAUUCUUGGAAAACCUUGCCCAACAUUUUUCCUUAUGAAAUUUUUGGUAAGUACGAUAAGCCUGAAGUAGUAUUUUUUCGUGGAGCUUUUGACUGGAUAGGGAGGCAACUUGGAUCCAAGAAAAAAUGCAUUAUUUCUUUAGAUAUCCAUGGAGAGAACUUCAAAGAAGUAGCUGUCACCCCUCACUAA
Molecule: messenger RNA, 741 nt
Organism: Papaver somniferum (opium poppy)
Lineage: Eukaryota; Viridiplantae; Streptophyta; Magnoliopsida; Ranunculales; Papaveraceae
Product: F-box protein At3g08750-like
Exons: 1
Coding region: 1-741 (246 amino acids)
Molecular function (GO): protein binding
Source: RefSeq, a predicted model, not a curated record